Molecule: messenger RNA, 1377 nt
Organism: Bactrocera dorsalis (oriental fruit fly)
Lineage: Eukaryota; Metazoa; Arthropoda; Insecta; Diptera; Tephritidae
Product: ATP-dependent DNA helicase PIF1-like
Exons: 3
Coding region: 1-1377 (458 amino acids)
Biological process (GO): telomere maintenance; DNA repair
Molecular function (GO): DNA helicase activity
Source: RefSeq, a predicted model, not a curated record
AUGGCUGAUGAUUUCAAUGAAUACAAACGGGAAAUGGUGACUUUGUAUACACCAUUCCGAGACGAAGAAAAUGAAAUUCUUGCAGACACUAAAUUCAUACAGAUUUACGACGACAACGAAAUGUUGAUUUUGGAGCGACAUAAAGAAUUCUCAUCGAAUUUAGAUAUCCAGAAAACCAUCGAGAUAUGCCGAGAGUUGUGUCAUGAAGAUGAAUUAAAUCAAGAUGAUGAUGCUGAAGGAGACAACGUAGGUCGCCUUUUUCCUGAAGCAAAUCUUUUUCAAGAAUUGUAUAACGCUGACCACAUAAUGAAAGACGAUCUGCAGUUAGCAACACUUAACAAACUGGGUGCUAUCGCAAAGAAGAGGGAUAAUUUAAUGUCUAAUGAACAAUUUUAUGAACUAAUGAGAAUGGCCAAUCAGACGCAGAAAGCACUCCUGAUGCAUGUGAUUGCUAAUCUCAAACCGAUCACCACUCCAAAUAAUGAUGGUUUUUGCAAUGCUUACAUCGCAUGUGCAUCAACAGGAAAGGCUGAAAUAGCAAUUGAUGGUACGACAAUCCACACUGCAUUGAAAAUAUCCCUUUCCAAACUAUUACCAUUAUCAAUUGAAGUGGCUCAACAGUACAGAAUGCUCUUCAAAUACGUCCAAGUUAUACUCAUCGAUGAGGUCAGUAUGGUAGGAGCGGAAUUGCUGUCUCAAAUUGACGCACGGUUAAAACAAAUAACAGGAAAUUUUCAAGAUAAUUUUGGAGGAAUGGAUAUCAUUUUCAUAGGUGAUUUGCGUCAGUUACCUCCAGUGCGUGCUACACCCAUCUAUCAGGUAACAAAACGACGCAUAGCAGAACCAACACUUUGGCGUGACUUGAAGUUCUAUGAAUUGGAUAAAGUCAUGAGACAAGCGAAUGCUGAUUUCUCCUCUUUAUUAACUAAAAUUGGAAAUGGCGAAGAAUUGGAUCAAGAACAGAUACACCUAAUCGAAUCUCGUUUCUAUACAAGAGAGGAAGCAGAUCGUCUUUGUCCACAUGGGAUUCGGCUAUAUUUGACAAAUAAUGCUUCUCAAUUUGUACGACAAAAAUUGCAUAAAAAAACGGUAAUAGACACUGGAGGUCUGCCCUAUGAGAUAAUACUGGUGUUAGAUAAAUGGUACAUAAUAACAACCAAUCUGGAUGUCUCGGAUGGUUUAGCAAACGGCGCAGUUGGUAAACUAGUUCAUAUCGAAACUGAUGAGGCAGGGGCAGUAACUCGUGUGUGGCUGGAAUUUCCAGAUUCACCAAAGGCGGGCAGAAGAUCCGGAGAAAAGCUGCUGCAUUCAUCCAAGCAAACAACAUCAGCCACACGGCAGUUCCCAUUGCACGAAGAACUUCUACGAUAUAUUUGA